Menidia menidia (Atlantic silverside) is the source of this 528-nucleotide messenger RNA. NCBI's taxonomy places the organism in Eukaryota, Metazoa, Chordata, Actinopteri, Atheriniformes, Atherinopsidae. The record is from the annotation of a GenBank genome assembly.
AUGAAGAGGCUGAUGCAAAGGUGCAAAUGGAUGGUGGUUCUUGGGGUUUGGAUGGAACGGAUCAUUGAGAAUGUCAGGAUGCAGAUAAACAGGCAAAUCAGGGAAAGGGAUAGGCCCACCCAGAUCAACCUGAAGAUCGAGAGAACUUUGUUGAUAAUGGCGUCAUUUCCUACUUCAUCACCAUCCAACCCUCCUCAGAACCCGAGGAUAAACAGCUCCUAUCAGUGCUCACUGAACAAUACCACCAAACCUCGCAACCAUUUAUGGAUGGCCUGCUUCACUAUGAUCCUUGGCACCACCUCCAACCUUAUUGCUCUGGGGAUCCUGUUUAAUUCUCGUGGCAAAUUCCGACGACAGUCCAAAGCGACGUUUCUGCGACUAACAGUGACUUUACUUUUGGUUGACCUUGGAGGUCAUGUGAUCCUAGGUGCCUUUGCAUUUUAUCAGACAUAUGGAAAACCCAGCGAUGCAUUCUGUGACAUCUUUGGAGCAAGCGCAUGUAAUCCCCGUAGGUGCCGGCAUAACUAA